Sclerotinia sclerotiorum 1980 UF-70 is the source of this 1500-nucleotide messenger RNA. RefSeq lists its product as hypothetical. Bases 1 to 1500 code for a protein of 499 amino acids. Gene Ontology annotation, cellular component: membrane. NCBI's taxonomy places the organism in Eukaryota, Fungi, Ascomycota, Leotiomycetes, Helotiales, Sclerotiniaceae. The transcript is spliced from 5 exons. The record is from RefSeq and is a predicted model, not a curated record. Gene Ontology annotation, molecular function: transmembrane transporter activity. Gene Ontology annotation, biological process: transmembrane transport.
AUGGCGCCGACGAACGAUGUCAUAUCUCGGGUCGAUAGUAUCAGUGAUGAGGAUCCUACAGAGAAGAGCAACUCGGAGCUCAACAAGAGACUCUUGGCCAUUGAGUGGCAUGAAGAUGAGGAGAAGAAGAUUCUGCGGCGUUUAGAUUUCUAUUUGAUUCCGUUGGUCAUGGUUAUGUUCUUUACUUUGAACUUGGACAGAGGCAACAUAUCCAAUGCCCUUACUGAUAACAUGAUGGCCGACCUCUCUAUCACUCAAGAGAUUGUCAAUACAGGCAAUAGUCUUGUCUAUGUCGGUAUAUGCAUUGGGGAUAUUCCAGCAAAUAUUAUGAUUCAAAAGAUUGGUGCUGAUAUUUGGCUUCCAUGCCAGCUUCUUGCCUGGGGUCUCGUGGCCACCUUUCAAACCUUCAUCAAAAAUAAGUCUGGAUUCCUAGCCACCCGUUUCUUGCUUGGACUAUGUGAAUCGGGUUUCAUUCCUGGUACAUUAUGGUACCUUACCAAGUGGUACACAAAACGUGAGUUGGGAAAGAGAACAGUGUUAUUCUUCACUGGAAGCUAUUUGGCAAAUUUACUCAAUGGUCUUAUUGCAUACGGUUUAUUACGACUUCGUGGAAGAGCUGGUUUGGCUGGAUGGCAAUGGCUUUUCCUUGUUGACGGACUCGCUACUUUGACUGUGGGAAUCACAUCACUUUUUCUCCUACCCCGUGAUCCCAGCCGCGGAAACUCAAUUGUCAAACUCCCUCUUUCAUCUUUCACUCCUCGCGAGUCCGAAAUUCUUCUCGGACGUAUCGUUCGCGACAAUCCAUACAAUACCGACCCCAGGGAUUCCCAUCUCUCUCAAUUUCAAAUCUUGGUUUCUGUUCUUACAGAUUGGAAAGUUUGGGCACAUUGUUCAAUGGCUUUACUAGGAUUAGAAUAUUCUCCUCCAAUAGGAACAUAUUCACCAUCCAUCAUCAAGAGUUUUGGGUUUGGAACGUUCAAUUCGAAUUUAUUGGUGAUGCCAAAUAGUGCUCUUCUAAUCAUCACCACAUUUACAUUAUCAUGGUGGAGCGAUAAGGUUAACUCAAGAAGUAUACCAAUUAUCUUCGCUGCAAUAUGGUUACUCAUCGGUCUAAUCGUCCUCGAUACGCUCCCGCAUACAAAAAGCCACUGGACCUUCUACGCCUUCCUCGUCUUCACCGGCGGAUCACCCUCCUGGCAUCCCCUCAACGUCGCCUGGCUCAACGCAAAUCAACCUACACCUCGUCGUCGCGCUAUUGCUGUCGCGCUCUACAUGGCAAUGACGAAUCUAAGCGCUGUUCCCGCAAGUCAUAUUUUCCAAGCAAGUGACAAACCGUAUUAUCACAAGGGGUUUAAAAUACUGUUUAUUAUGGCGGCGUUGGCGAUUAGUGUUAUGGUGGCGAUGAGGUUUGCGUAUCGUUGGUUGAAUGGGAGGAUUGAGGAGGGGAAGGGGACCCUUGAGGGUGGGGAGUUGGAUAGGGGGUUUAGGUAUCAGUUGUAG